Lampris incognitus (smalleye Pacific opah) is the source of this 1260-nucleotide messenger RNA. It is a transcript of the gene adat3, whose product is annotated as adenosine deaminase tRNA specific 3. The transcript is spliced from 2 exons. Bases 30 to 1136 code for a protein of 368 amino acids. Gene Ontology annotation, molecular function: tRNA-specific adenosine-34 deaminase activity. Lineage: Eukaryota; Metazoa; Chordata; Actinopteri; Lampriformes; Lampridae. Gene Ontology annotation, cellular component: nucleus; cytoplasm. The record is from RefSeq and is a predicted model, not a curated record.
UGUUGGCUCAUGAACGACCAGUGAUAUUUAUGUAUGUUUCUAGGUCUUUAAUCAAGGACGACAGAGAAGAAAUGGAACCACGGUCCAAACGCAGGAAGGAGUCAAACUACGACCCUGACUCCUGGGUUGCUUAUCCUGUUCUGUCUGAUGAGCAGUCCCAAGACACAGAACUGAUCAAGGCAUUUGCUGUGCCCAUAGUGAACAAGAAAGAGACUUCUCGUCUGGUCAAAGAGCUGAAUUCAUUGUACCCCUUACCUAGGCUUCAGCACAUCAAGAGAGUCCGAGCAUGCAAAGAAAAAGACAGCUCACACCCUCUGGAGGUGCUUGUGUGUCUUGUCAGUGAUGCACCAGGUAUUGACUUUGAGAAGUCCAUCACUAUAGACUCCCUGUUGCCCUCAGACAGAGUAAGGCACAAUGGAUUAGGGGACCCUUUUUUGGUUAAUAUCCCCGCAUGUCCACCUUUGACCAGACCUCAGUUUGAGCUUGCUAGCAAAUAUUGGCCCACCUCCUUUCAUGAGGAUAAACAGGUGACUGUGGCUCUGAGAGGAGAGCUCUUCAGCUCAUCUCAGAAAUUGAGGAUGCAAGGGUACAUGAUGUCUGCUUUGGCUGCUGCCCAAGCAGGGAAGGAUAGAGGGAUGGAGGCUGUGGGGGCUGUAGUGGUCAACCCAAAGACGGAAGGUGUCGUUGCAGUGGGCCAUGACUGCCGAAGUGACCAUCCACUCCUUCACGCAGUCAUGGUCUGCAUUGACCUUGUGGCUCGAGGGCAGGGUGGUGGAGCCUUCUCUCCUACCCUAGAUAAAUACCCCGCUUGUCAGUCUUUGUUUCAUAGCUCCUCUCCUAAACCAGACUUGGAGGAACUGCAAAAUAUACCAAUUUCAGAGGACGGAGGCAAACCUUACAUAUGCAACGGAUACGACCUUUACAUUACCAGAGAACCAUGUGUGAUGUGUGCCAUGGCAUUGGUCCACUCCAGGAUUGGUCGUGUCUUCUAUGGAACAGCCUCUGCUGAUGGGGCCUUUGGAACCAAAUAUAAAAUUCACACACAGAAAGAUCUGAACCACCGCUUUGAGGUUUUUAAAGGUGUCCUGAGACAGCAGUGUAUAGACCUAAAUGAAGGACCUAACAUAAAUAAUUGAACUUUAAAAGGUAAUUCAGAAUGAGCAGCUAGUGCUUAUAUCGGUCUUAUAUGACCGAGAAUUUUAAUGUUUAGGUUAUUGAAAGAUUCACUGCGGGAAUACACAAUAGUCAACAUUUAUGUAA